GACGUAAUCAGGUGACGCCUCUACGUAAACCCUGCGUCAGUCACUGUGUCGCCUUCUAGAAAUUAUACAGACUUGGAAAUGGCCAGUCAGUCAAUGGAGGUUGUUGCGAAAGCUCUGGAGCAGCAGGUGCUGCAGUCGGCACGGAUGGUGGAAGAGCAGCUGGAUGCAGAACUAGAGAAGUUGCAGACCAUGGAUGAAGAUGACCUGGAUCGGCUCAAGGAGAGAAGGCUCGAGGCCCUCAAGAAAGCUCAGAAACAGAAGCAGGAGUGGAUAUCUAAAGGACAUGGUGAAUACAGAGAGAUCCCAAGUGAGAGAGAUUUUUUUGCUGAGGUGAAGGAAAGCAAAAGUGUCGUCUGCCAUUUCUACAGAGACUCUACCUUCAGAUGCAAAAUUUUGGACAAGCACCUAGCUGUCUUGGCUAAGAAACAUCUGGAAACAAAGUUCAUCAAGCUGAAUGUUGAGAAGGCUCCAUUCCUAACGGAGAGGCUGAAGAUUAAAGUCAUUCCAACACUGGCUCUGGUCAAGGAUGGGAAGACUAAGGAUUACAUUGUGGGCUUCACCGAUCUGGGCAACACAGAUGAGUUUCCAACCGAAAUGCUGGAGUGGAGACUGGGCUGCUCAAGUAUCAUCAACUACAGUGGGAAUAUUUUGGAGCCACCAACAAUUGGGCAGAAGUCAGGGACAAAGUUCACCAAGGUGGAGAAAAAGACCAUCAGAGGCAAAGGGUAUGACUCGGAUUCUGAAUCUGAUGAGGAUUAGAG
Rhinichthys klamathensis goyatoka is the source of this 761-nucleotide messenger RNA. It is a transcript of the gene txndc9, whose product is annotated as thioredoxin domain containing 9. The record is from RefSeq and is a predicted model, not a curated record. Gene Ontology annotation, biological process: microtubule cytoskeleton organization. Gene Ontology annotation, cellular component: cytoplasm. The transcript is spliced from 5 exons. Bases 79 to 759 code for a protein of 226 amino acids. NCBI's taxonomy places the organism in Eukaryota, Metazoa, Chordata, Actinopteri, Cypriniformes, Leuciscidae.